UAUGCAAGCAUGACCGCGUCGCUUACCUCAGCUCCCGCUGGAAACGCCAUGCAGCGCAUCAUAUUCUGUCAUCACCAGCACACAGGUAUUCCCACAACUUCUUUCAGAAAGUGAAGGAGUUAAUUUUGGAAACUGAACUUUUGAGCGACUGUUCAUGAAACCUCAAGGUUGAUAGCAUUCAUGGCUUUCCUUUCAUGAAAGAACGUUGUCUUUGGCAGUCGAGAGAAACAUGCGGGGUAGGUAUUCGUCUUUCUCCCCCACGGUGGGACCAAGAUGAGUGAUCAGUGGCCUCACAUCUCUCUGUAUCUUGUCGGGAUUAGGCGUUGCUUGGUACGGCAUGGGCCAUUUUUCUUGGCCUGUCACCUGUUUGUGUCAUCCUUCGUGCAUGAUACUCUGACGUUUUCAGCUUUCAGACAGCCUCAUUGCAGCAUAUAACCCUCUGAUUGGAGAGAAAAUAUGCAGAGUACUGAUUGUGCUUCCGCUCACCACUCACUUGUCGAGCACGCGACACAUUGCCUUUCUAGAUAUAAUUGACGAAUUUCUCCUCAGACGGAGCUCAACUUGAUCACUUCCCUCAAUAUUGUUUUGGGGCACCAAUCUUUCUCGCUAAGUAGCCGACACAUUCGAACAGGACCAUUAUCAUGAGUAAACAAGAACUCCUCAACAGCCUCUAUGGCAUCGACAACCUCGUCACAGUGAACAUCACCAUGCCAGCUCAGGACUGGCAAAACCUCAUGCACGCAGAGCCUCGCGGAGGAAGAUGCAAUUUUGGGUACAUCGGCGACCGCUUUGACUGGUUUAAAGCAACCUCAGUCACAAUCUCCGGAUCCAAGUUUCCUCAAUCGGGGACUUUCGCGGAUGUCGGUAUAAUCAAGAAAUCAUAUUGUGGAUCAUUUAGCACGACUAAACCGUCACUUCGUCUGGACUUUGCUCGCAACGUUGACGCGAAUGAGGCGCCUGCCGAGAAUCUGUUUGGAACGAAGACGUUGACGCUGAACAACUCCAUUCAAGAUUCUUCAUAUAUCAGACAGACACUAGGUUAUGAGUUAUUUCGUCAAGCUGGGCUCCCCUAUGCGCGAUGCAAUUACGCAAAAGUGGUCGUGAACGGCAACAACAUGGGGACAUACGUCAAUCUUGAGCCGUAUAAGAAGCAAUUCCUGAAGAAUCUGUUCAUGGGAAACGAUAAGGGCAAUCUCUACGAGUUGGAAGUCGGCGAAGAUCUUGAUCCAGCGAUCGUCUCAGCAGGGAAGAUCAGUUUCGAGUCGGGCAUUGCUCCAGAUCAGAAGGAUCUCAUGAUCGCAGCUUCUCAAAUGGCUACGAACGGUCUUGUUGGCGCGAAGCGUAUCGUCGAUUAUCCCUCGUUCGUCAAACUCUUCGCUAUGGAGACUCUGCUGAAGCACUGGGAUGGGUUGACCAUCAACACCAACAACACGUAUAUGUACAAUGAUGUCGUGGCUGUUGCGAAUCCCACCAUGAACAAUGUCAAGUUCAAGUUCAUUCCUUGUGGACUUGACCAGAUCAUGCAGGAAGGACGGAAUUUCGAGAUUGGUGGGAAGGCGAUCAUGGCGAGACUCAUCCGAAAUGAUGCAGCGGGCAAGGCGGAUCUCUUCGCGGCUAUUCGUGACUAUGCAAAUACGAUAUUCAGCAAGAAAAACUACGAGACUGUUCUGAAUCCGUACAUAAGUCGGAUGGAGACUAUACUCUCAAGCUCUGGGACCACGCCAUCGGGAGAGAUCAGCACAGUUAGAAAGCAACUCCAGCUUAUCAGAUCAGGGGCAUAUCAACUGAUUGGAGAAUUUCCUCCAGAACCGUAGGUAUUGGUAUCUCAUGUUCCAGGUACUCAAAUAGACUUACGUUUUAUCCUUGAAUCUUUUGUCUCUCAUAAAUUUCAACCACUUUGGCUGUUUACUUGCACUGGGCUAAUAUGCGUCCUAGGCAACUCUUCCUCAACCGCACCAUAGGCAACUGCCUCCACGCCAGCAACACAGAAUUCAUCCCUCCCAACAGCCCACCCGCCACCAGCCCGCAAGAAGUCUACCACUACCAACCCACCUCCGUCCCCUCCGACAACUGGUCCAUCCUCCCCUCCAAACCACCCACCAUCAAACUCAAAAACCAAGCCUACAACACCUGGCUGCACGCCGACAAUACCGUCAAAACCCCCAGCGGAAAACUCAACGUCUACGCCUCGCGUACUGAUCCCGAUGAUGCGAAUAACUUCCUCGUUGAGCCGUCUGGGGGCUUUGCUACGGAUCCGUGGAUCAAGACGGGGUAUUUUAGGGCUAAGAGCGCGGUGACGGGGAAUUUUGUGAUGUUUAGUGAGACGGAUUUGACGCCGAAUGGGAAGAAGGAGGUUUGUCAGACGGGGGAUUCGGCGCAGGCUGCGGUGAUGUAUCUGGGUUGAGUGAGGAUGGUGAUUGUGAAUGUAGGGAAUGUGAAGGUCAUUUCGGAACCUAAGUUUGGCUUGAGAGCGUUUUUUUUGUGUUCAAUGGGAGUGUCUGGGUAGGAUGAUAACGACGUAAUGACAGAUUACGAAAUCAUGACUGACAAUUCAAGGCGUGG
Molecule: messenger RNA, 2562 nt
Organism: Cadophora gregata
Lineage: Eukaryota; Fungi; Ascomycota; Leotiomycetes; Helotiales; Ploettnerulaceae
Exons: 1
Coding region: 642-1814 (390 amino acids)
Source: RefSeq, a predicted model, not a curated record